Messenger RNA from Racocetra persica, 273 nucleotides. NCBI's taxonomy places the organism in Eukaryota, Fungi, Glomeromycota, Glomeromycetes, Diversisporales, Gigasporaceae. The record is from the annotation of a GenBank genome assembly.
GAUUAUAUGCCAAUUAGUAUAAAUAUUGAUGAGAUCAAAAAUAAUUUGUAUAAUGCAAUAAACCACUAUUGGCCCAAUUUAAUAUCACCAAGUUCACUUUUACCUAGUUUUCUAGAUCCCAGGUAUAAAAAUCUAUGUUUUGUCUCAUUUGCUAAACAAUUUGCUAUUGAAAAUUUACUUCAUGAGAAUUUUAAAAAACAUACACCAAUUACAGUUGAGGAGAUUUCUGAAUAUUUAAAGCUUGAAGAAAUUGAUAUUGAGUGUGAUCCUUUU